AUGGCUGCCUACCGGUCCGGGCACCUUGUCUGGGAUAAAGAGAAGGUCACUUACUGGGCACACGGAAAAAUGGUUGGCGGUCCCAAGAAGAUGGAAAUGGAAGAGUUUUACGCUCUUAGUAGGCAGCUUGGCCCAGCGGGUAUUUGGGUAGAAGGAAUGGACGACUACAAACCAGAACCGAUGUAUCUGUUCUUCUACAUGCCCCCGCUCCAGAGAGGGUACGCCAUGCAUGAGUUUAUCGUAUCGAUCCGAAAUCCUAACACAUGGCAAAAAAACACAUGGCAACAUACCGUACACCUCAAUGUUAUAGAGGAUACUGGUGCUAUAGCAAUGAAGAUCCACCAGUCCGAUAGACUGUACAUUGAACGACUGAGUGGCGCCGGUCUGCCUGUCACUGGUACAACAAGAAUGGGUACAGCGGCUGGUGAGGUCCCGGUAGAUAAUGUGGUAUUGCAAGUCAACAUCUUCCACAAUGAUCAGCCACUCCUCCCCCGAUGGACUGAUAUUCGAGCCUGUAUAAGCCGUGGGCCCCGCAAUGCUUCUACGGGUUUGCGGCUAUCUGGUCUCUGGCUACACCAUAUGCUAUAUUGUUUGAGUGUGCCUAAUAACUCUGAAGCUAUCAUACGCAAUACCGCCAUGCACUGA
This is a messenger RNA of Penicillium roqueforti, 645 nucleotides long. RefSeq lists its product as uncharacterized. NCBI's taxonomy places the organism in Eukaryota, Fungi, Ascomycota, Eurotiomycetes, Eurotiales, Aspergillaceae. The transcript is spliced from 4 exons. Bases 1 to 645 code for a protein of 214 amino acids. The record is from RefSeq and is a predicted model, not a curated record.